GAAGCUAAAAGAAAGCGGGACGCCCUUCGCAACACUGCUGAUCAGUGUAAGAGGGACGCCCUUCGCAACACUGCUGAUCAGACUGGGAGGGACGCUCUUUGCAACACUGCUGAUCAGACUGGAAGCGCGACGCCCUUCGCAACACUGCUGAUCAGACUGGAAGAACAAACGCCCUUCGCAACACUGCUGAUCUGA
This is a messenger RNA of Rodentolepis nana, 195 nucleotides long. The record is from the annotation of a GenBank genome assembly. NCBI's taxonomy places the organism in Eukaryota, Metazoa, Platyhelminthes, Cestoda, Cyclophyllidea, Hymenolepididae.